AAAAUUGAACUGGUGCACUAUCGCAGUUUCGUCGCAGAGAGAGACUGGCCAAGCAAGACUGAGAUGUCUGGAAACUAGAGAGACUGCCCAAGUCGACAUUUCCAAGAUGGCUUUAGUGAGCGCGGGUGGGGUCUUGGCGUCCGCGUGGAUUCCGUUUGCCGUGGUGCUUGUGCUGCUGCUGAUCUUCUCCUGUCUGUACGUGCGCUACUACCGCAGCAGCUACGACAGCGAGCUGAGCUCGACGCUGACGGCGAUCCUCGGCCUGUUUGUCGCCCUGCUCACCGGCGCCCUCGUUCCCGUCGACGUCUUCCUCGUCUCGUACAUGAAGGACGCCGACGGCGGCUUCAAGCCGUGGGCGGCCGACAACGGGACGCGCGCGGCGGUGCAGGACGGCGUGCUCUACACGUACUACGCGCUCUACCUGUGCAUCGUCGCGCUCGCGUUCCUCCUCAUGCCCCUCGUCUACUUCUACUACGAGGAGAAGGACGACGACGCGGAGACGCCGUGCCACGUGCGCCUCUGCGGCGCGUGCAAGUACGCGAUCGCGUUCGUCAUCGUCGCCGCCAUACUGCUCGUCGUCGGCGUGUUCGUGCCGUGGCGGGCGCCGCCCGGCGACCGCGGCGCCACCGAGUGGCAGCGUCUCGAGCUGCUCUUCCACAACUUUGCGGCGACGCGCGGCGAGGACGCGGCGGCGUUCGUCGUCGGCGCGCUCAGCCUCGUCGGCUUCGUGCUGAUGCUCGUCUACACGGCGUACGGCCUCUCGGCGUGGCCCGUCGCGCUCGUCAAGGGCUCGCGGAGCGCGCGCGCCGAGCUGGCGGACGCCGUCGACGAGCGCGCACAGAUGCAGGCCGAGGCCGCCGCGAUACGCGAGAAGUACGCAGACGGGCGCCGCAUGACGUCGCGCGACCGCGACCGGCUGCACGAGCUCGAGGAGAGCGAACGUCUAACGCGGCGGCGUGUCGGCCGCCUCGCCGAAGCCGCGGCCGGCGGCUGCGCGAGCGGGUUUUCGGCGGUGCUGCGGCCGCUGCAGGUCGUCGCCGGCUUCCUGCUCAUCAUCUUCGCGUUCCUGAUCGUCCUCGGCAUCGUGCUGACGAACGUCGACCGGCUGCUGCACUCGGAGGGCGCGAGCACGGGGUACGCGCUCGCGCGGCCGCGCAUUCCCAACCCGCUCGACAUCGUCUUCCUCUUCUGCCAGAAGGUGUUCCCGAUCGACUACGUCGUCUUCGGCGUGCUCGUCAUGUUCUUCCUGCUGGCGACGAUGGAGGCGCUGCGUCAGAUGGGCAUCUGGUUCCUCUGGCUGCGCCUGUACAAGAUCCGGCCGCACAGGACGCCGCCGCAGGGCCUGCUGCUCACCUGCGUCAUCCUCAUGUUCGUCGUGCUGACGCUCAAUGUCGUCAUCUACUCGAUCGCGCCGCAGUACAUGACGUUCGGCAACCAGCACUACGUCGACUACGGUCGCAACGCCACGACGACAACAACAACAACAACAACAACAACAACAACAACAACAACAACAACAGCAGCAACAACGUUUAUGUCUAAGACGGCAACGGGCGAAGCGGGUGGAAUGGACAGUAACAGUAGCGCACCCGAUUGGUUUGCCAUCGCACAUCAGAACGCAGAGGACACCGUGGCUUCAACGCCAUUGGUAAUCAGAGAGCUUCGUUCGUGCAGCCUCGAUGCUCCAUCCGACGAGUGCGUAAUGACGAGGAUAUCCGUGCUGUUGCUGCGCUUCUUCUAUAAAGCUUGGUUCUUCGGCGCCUGUUACUUUUGGGGCAGUUGGGCCUUUGUCGCCAUCUUCCUGAUAGGUUUGGUCAUCGCUGUCAUCAAGCGACCGGAAUCGGCGAUCACCGGCGAAGUUGAUGGCGACGAUUUCGAAGAAAGCGAUGAAGAACUUCUGUCACCGUGAGCUGCUUAAUUUUAACUACCGACAUCGACAAAAAGCCCACGAGCAUUUCUGUCAGAUAUUUGGGUUCUGCUUUCCCAUUUAGCAGCUAGCUGUAUGCGUUUGACUUGGAUUUCGUUGAGUAUAUGUUACAGCACGGCCUCUGCCAAGCUGUUAAAGAGAAAAGGGAGUUUGCCCCAUCAAAUCCCAUCGUAGGAUUUCCCUUGCUAUGGUUGCUUAAGGGCCCAUUUGUUUGAAAUGGAUCGUUCGUCAGAUUUGGAUCAUUUCUUACUGAUCUGCCCAAAAUUGUUACAAAUGCACUUCCAUGAGGUCAUCUGUCAUUGUGACCUAUCACAGGAUGGUUCAUAAGUAGCAGUGAUUUGCUGAGUCACAUACUACUAUAUAUUGGAUCUACCAUGCAUCCAUCUUGCCAGCAGGAUCAACAAUUCGUGAUCUGGAUCAGUGAUCUACGCAAACUUGCACUGGAUCAUUGGAUUGGCUCAAACAACCGCAUCCUAUAUAAUGUUUACAACUACAAUAUUAACAGAUCAAAAUGAAUUCGAUUGCAUAUAUCAUAACUGCUAACUGUUUCACAUGCAUGCUUUUUUAGCAUGUAAACCUGAAGUUCAAAUUGUUUUAUAAUUGCAAUUCUGCUGAGCUCUUAGCACUAUGUAUUAUUAUCAUAGAAAAUAUAGAAAUAGUUCGAAUGACAGUUUUAUAUAAUAACAUAUAUAUGGAUCUGCAGUAUGUUACAAGAUGAUUUUAGCUAUAUGAAAAGUAUUACGAUUAUUGUGCAUAUAUUUUGGUGACUAGGGUUCUGUACCUGUGUUGUCAUAUUGUGUUACAAAAUGAUUAAUUUGAAAUAUAAAUUGAUGAGUAAAAAAUGAAGGACAUUGAAAUAUGUAAGGAAAAUAAGAAACUGGUGAUUUCACUUUUUAAUAUAUUAAUUUAAUUAUUAAUGAAACGACACUGCUUAUUAUUGUGAAAAAAUUUAAGUUGUUUUUUGUGGAAUAUAUUGAGAGAGAAAAGAAAUGAUUCUGUGCAAACAA
This is a messenger RNA of Priapulus caudatus, 2934 nucleotides long. Its product is annotated as probable lysosomal cobalamin transporter. Gene Ontology annotation, biological process: protein localization to vacuole. The transcript has a single exon. The coding region runs from base 107 to 1909 and encodes 600 amino acids. NCBI's taxonomy places the organism in Eukaryota, Metazoa, Priapulida, Priapulimorpha, Priapulimorphida, Priapulidae. Gene Ontology annotation, cellular component: vacuolar membrane. The record is from RefSeq and is a predicted model, not a curated record.